UAAAUUUAAGUGUGUGCAGUGGUGAAAGGCACAGCUCGCUUUGGAUUUACACCCGCCCGGCGCCUUCCACAACACACGCUUUGUUUGGAUCUAAUCAUACUAAGCAUCGAUGUUUUGCUGUUUUGAACCCUUUCUUAAAACUGUCGGACGGAAUUGUUCCACAUUGGAGUUUUCAGAUGCGCUUCAAGGGACGAUACAAUUACUCUUCCAUCCCGAAUGCUUGUCCUUGCAUGGCAUGAGCGAAAUAUAAACAGCUGGUGUGUGUAUGUUUAGAAACUCUUUCAUCAACCUGCAGUCGGUGCGUGGAGGGCAAAUGACCAUAAGGCGUCCACCUCACAGCGCGCACACAUUCCUGUGAUGUGGGUCUGUCACACUUUGCCGAGCUUUUGUAUGGCCGAAGCCGGGCAUUUCCUACCGACUGGACACAGUUUGAGGAGUUAAAAGAUUUUCUUUAUUUUUUGUGUCUUUAACGACUCUGUCCACUACGGUGUCAAUGAUGACUGAGAACAAUGAGAUGGAGAGCGACUCUCAGCUCCAGCGCUCUCCAAGCACCAUGUCCAUCCAACCGAUGUCAUCCAAGCUCCAGAGACUAAAGCGCUCGCUGUCCUUCAAGACCAUCAUGCGCAGUAAAAGCGUGGAGAACUUCUUCCAAAGGUCCUACAGCGACGCUCGCCUGCCCCCAGAUUUCAUCACUGACCCACCGCCUCCUUCUCCCCCACUGCUGCCUGGCUCUCCUCUCGUCGGCGAGCGCUCACCGUCCAUUUCACCAUCUCUAAGCCCCAACCCCUCCAUCUGCUCCCACUCCCCCUCUCUCAGCCUUUCCCCAUCACUGCCCAUCAAGCCUCCCCGGCCUCAGAUUACCCACUGUUUCCAGGACCAUGUCUUUCGCAAGCCCACCAACUGCCAGCACUGCAAGCACAUGAUAGUGGGAAACUCCAAACAGGCUCUGCGGUGUAAAACAUGCAAGAUGGCUGCUCACCUGUGGUGCACCUCAGAACUAUCGCAGCAGCCAUGCUACGGGAAGUCUGGAGCAUUCAAGCGAAACUUCAGCUCGCCAAUGCUCGUCAAUGACCAGUUGUCUGUCGUCAAGGAAGUUCUGCCGAGCCAAGAGGCUGUGCGGAUGCGUGUAGAUCCCGUGUAUGCCGCCUUGCGCUACGGGACGUCCUUGGCACAGAUGAGCCGCUCCAGUUUUGGCAGUUUGUCAGAGUCGCCAACACGCAGCCUGGGGGAGGGAGGUGAGGAGAUGCAGCAGAGACAGUACAGCAUGGAGGAAGAGAUAACUCAGGAGACAGGGGACAUCCCUUACCCCGACGUCGAGAUCGAGGAGGAGGAUGAGAGCUGCAGUCAAGCUCAGACCCCUGCAGAAUCCCAGACCCCUGCAGAAUCCCAGACCCCUGCAGAAUCCCAGACCCCUGCAGAAGCUCAGACUCCUGCGGAGGAGAGCAGUGGGAUGGUGCCCAAGCGCAUUGAAGUUCACUCCAUUCACACCUAUGUAGCGCUCUACAAGUUUCUGCCUCAGGAACAGAAUGACCUGGAACUUCAGCCCGGUGAUCGUGUGCAGGUCACUGACGACUCUAACGAAGAGUGGUGGAAGGGCAAGAGUGGCGACAAAGUCGGCUUCUUCCCGGCCAACUUUGUGCAGAGGGUCCGGCCAGGAGAGAGAGUCUGGCGGGUCGUCCAAGGCACUCCUGGCAACCGAGAGAGAGGACACAUGGCUGUGAGGGAAUCCCAGAUCUGCGUUGGAAAGCGGGAAGACGGCGAGGUGUUUCUGAAGCUGAGCAGCGGAAAGAAGAGAGGAUUGGUCCCAGCUGACUCCAUAGAGGAGAUCUGAGCUUCUGUGCUCGCAUCACUAUCCUUCCACUUCUACUUUACCCUGGGAGGCACUCAAAUUCAGACAGACAAUCACCCACCCCCCCUUAAACCAAACACAGAAAAACUGGACGAAGAACACAAAGAGCUGGAACCUGAUGAACACAUGGUUUCCAGUUGAAUUGAUUUACUGUCUUAAAAAGUGUGUAGUUACGCAGAAGUCAUGCUUUUAGAAAGGCACUGUUCCUCAACAGUCUAGUUUUGUCUUUCCGAUUCAAAAAAUCUAUGAAAAAAUGCUUUAUAUGUGCUUGCUAGAUGACUGUUCACAUUUAGUUUCUUCCCAUCAAAGAGAUGUGGGAGGAGGCUGAGUCCUGUCUUGGGAACAUGAUGCCUCUGUAAGUGUCCUUUUCUUUUUUCUGCCCACUCCAUAUAUUUCAACCCUUUCUGCUCAUGUCAGGGUCUCUGGCCUGGGGACUGAUAUCACCUUUAUGAUACCAACAUGAGGCACCCGGCCAAGGACAACUACUGCCAGUCAGAGAAAGCUGCCCCCAUUCAGACAGAGAGGAGGAGGAGGAGAAGAAGAUGAAAGCAGGAGACCCGAUCCGAAAAUCCUCAGCAGUGUCAUGCUGAGUUAUAACUGCACUUGCCAACUUGAGAGUUCAGAAAUGAGAAGAUUUUCAAAAGAAAAUGGAAGUCUCUGGGGAACUUUUCACAGGAAACUUAAAAACUUUUCCCCUCUGACUUUUUCAGUAUAAUAUAACAACGAGAAUAUGGUACAAAAAAUAUGUGACCGCAUAUUUUUUUUAUUUCUGGUAAGAGAGCAUGAAUCAGCCGAAAGUAGGUCAAAUUUUGCAAAACAAACAUUUACUUUUCAACCAAUCUGUCUUCGAACUUAACUAUGAGGAAUUUCUUGAAAGUGUUUCCUUGCCUUUUCUUUUUGACUAAUGGCAUAUCCAUAUAGGAAUACAUUUUGGUGUAAAGUAUCUUGUUGAUAUCUCAGAAACCGCAGUGAUUGAGAAACUUGAGAGCCUCUCUCGCGGAAAACAGGGAGGGUUGCCGUACUGCGUUUGGCUGGUUGUUGAGAGCAUUAAGCAAGACUCUCUAAGCGUAGCAGUGGCAGUUGCUGUUCCCCUGUUCUCACGUAAAGGAGCUUGAGAGGCAUAAAAACGAGGAGCUGCAGUGGGUGUUGCAAAUGUUGCUCGGAUGUUAUUACAUGACUUCACUAAAGCUGGAACAGUGGGAAAUAAACUGCAGCCAGUCUGCCAGAAAAACAACAGAGUGGGAAUCUUCUGACCAUGACGAGGAGUCUGAGUUUCACUGACAGCUCGGAGGAGGACACAGGAGAACAGGGGGAGGAGGAGGAGGUGCAGUGAGAGGAAUGACAUCAAUGUCGAACCAUUAUGAGUCAGUGUGUGCAUGCAGGUAGUGGUGUACCCAUGAGUGCACCAGUCAUCAUUGAUAAAAUGUCAGCCUGUCAUCCUCAUCUUCUGCUCUCUGUUUGACCUCUCUCGUCCUCUCUUUAUUGAGGCCGCUGUUCAGUUAUGACAUAAAAAAGCGAAGGCAUUUUUUUUCUUGUAGUGUCCAGAGGUGCACUUCUGAUAGUUUUGGCCAUCGAUUCAUUCACCCAUUACUUAUUGAACAAAUUUGAUGUAUUCUUUAAAAAGGACAUUGUGUUCCAGAGACAGAAUACACGUACUGGGUCAUGAACAUGUGUCACGGAAAUGCUGGGUUUAAAGCACAGAAUGCAGCCGUAGAAUGAUGGCACGGCAAAUGAUGGAAUAAUUUAACUCGUAUGUCUCCUUUCGGAGCAGAGAGAUCUAGCUAACAUGAUCCUUCUUAUGUCUACAUUUCAAUAUAUGUGAAAAGUAUAACGAGAAAAAAGCACUUUAUUUUGUGUCAUAAGUUAUUUUUGUUUAGGUGUCUCCUUCAUAGUGAUCGCUGUUCAAUAAUACCUGCAACUUCACAUCACCCUGAAGCUCUUUGGUCAAAGGGCUGAUGGCUUGUUGUGUGUCAGAUGUUUCUAAAGUCAUAAAAUAUCAGAGAUGGAAAAAAAACUGAGAAUUACACAGCAGCAUAAACAUUACGACCAUCCUGGAGAAAAAUGGCGUCGGAACAGAACUGGAUUUAUGACUUUUACCCAUGUAAAAUUGUUAUUUUGCAUUGUGCCUAGUUUUAUGUAGCAUCACAUCAUGUUCACACCUUUUGAGAAUUCAAAAUGUUAAGUAUGUGUUUGGAUGUAUCCUGAGCCAGUCAUUGGUUGGCCACACACCUCAUUAAAAGAUUUUUACAAAACAGUCUCUGCCCUUUCCAUGUACACAGAUGACACGGUUUGCACACGGACACGU
Molecule: messenger RNA, 4154 nt
Organism: Anarrhichthys ocellatus (wolf-eel)
Lineage: Eukaryota; Metazoa; Chordata; Actinopteri; Perciformes; Anarhichadidae
Product: SH3 and cysteine-rich domain-containing protein 2-like
Exons: 11
Coding region: 494-1831 (445 amino acids)
Biological process (GO): positive regulation of voltage-gated calcium channel activity; skeletal muscle contraction; positive regulation of protein localization to plasma membrane
Molecular function (GO): protein binding
Source: RefSeq, a predicted model, not a curated record